ACCGCGCAAUAGAUCGUUUCUCCAAAAUGGCGCUGUGUUUACGUUGUCUCCUAUUCGCUUAGUUUGAAUGCUUAGUCUAUUGAUGCAUGUACUGGUAUUUUCAUUAAGCAUAGUACAUUUGUAACUUCAAGAUGAUGCAGGCUGCAGAGGCUGCUACAGACUCAUCACUGAGAGAUGGAAUAGAGGCGCUCGGAGUGGUCGAGAAUGAGAAAACCACUGGAAGGGAAAAGGAAAGUGACCAGGAUGGGACAGGAAAAGAGGAGGAUACCAAAUCAGAAGACGCAAAAGAUGGAAACCAAAGUGGACGAAUGGAAGAGGGGCAGGUAGGCGAGAUGCAGACAGACAACAUGGACGGAGCAUAUAAAAAGCAAGCAGAUGAUGAAGAGUGGGAAAUUGCCUACAGCGACGAUGACAUUGAGGACCCGAAAAACUGGAUGCCUUCUCCUGAAGAAAUCAAAAGACUGUACGAGCUCCUAUCGAAAGGGGAGAAGCUGGAGCUGAAUUUUGUGCCCCUUCCUCGAAGAUCUCCUACCCCUGAGCACAGCCCCUCACCUGAAAGGGAUGAUGAGGACGAGGAGGCAAAAGAGAGGGAGAGGGAGGAUAGAGAGCGCAAGGCCCCAUCUCCCACUGAGUUUGAUUUUGAUGAAGAGCAAGCUCAGCAUACUCCAAAAAAUGCUUUCAUCAAUCGUCGAAGGCCACCAGGGUCCUCGGCUCGAUCUUCCGUCAAACGAGAGGCUAGGUUAGACAAGGUGCUGUCCGACAUGAAACGGCACCGUAAAAUUGAGGAGCAUAUUCUCCGGACAGGACGUGACCUCUUUAAGAGCGACAAGAGCAGCCGGGCAGGGCCAGAGGAAGCCCUCUCUCCCAACAGUCAGAAAGAGAGAGAAAAGGAGAGGGAGAGAGACAGCGAUCCCAGCAAAAUCUUCUCGCCGAGACAGAGGCGGUAUUAAGACAAGACUGUAAAACAGGAACUGCAGCCCAGAAGAGGUUUUAGGGCUGCACUCCCAACCUGAAUUGGUUCAUGCCAUUAUCAUUGGUUUUGUGAUGAUUGUGUUUUGUAUGACUGUAAUAAACAUGGAACUCUUUUAGAU
Molecule: messenger RNA, 1091 nt
Organism: Esox lucius (northern pike)
Lineage: Eukaryota; Metazoa; Chordata; Actinopteri; Esociformes; Esocidae
Gene: pagr1
Product: PAXIP1 associated glutamate-rich protein 1
Source: RefSeq, marked provisional